CUCAUUCGUUCCUUCACUCUUUGUGUCUAGUUCUUUUUUCUCUCUAGCUCCUUUUCCUUUUCUUCACAGAGCCAUGGGAGCAGUGAUUCUCCCAGAUCUCGGAACCGAGAUUUUGAUUCCUGUAUGCGCCGUCAUUGGAAUAGCGUUCUCUCUGUUUCAGUGGUUUCUCGUCUCUAAGGUCAAGCUCACUGCUUCUAGAGACGCUUCUCCAAACGCCGCCAGCAAGAAUGGCUACAACGAUUAUCUCAUCGAAGAAGAGGAAGGCAUCAACGACCACAACGUUGUCCUCAAAUGCGCUGAAAUUCAGAACGCCAUUUCCGAAGGAGCAACCUCUUUCCUCUUUACUGAAUACAAGUAUGUGGGAAUCUUCAUGGUGGCUUUUGCCGUUUUGAUAUUCCUUUUUCUUGGCUCUGUGGAAGGAUUCAGUACUAGCCACCAGCCAUGCACCUAUGAUCAAACUAAGAUGUGUAAGCCAGCUCUUGCCACUGCCAUCUUCAGCACCGUAUCUUUCUUGCUUGGUGGCAUCACAUCGGUUAUUUCUGGUUUCCUUGGAAUGAAAAUCGCAACUUAUGCUAAUGCAAGAACCACCCUGGAGGCAAGAAAGGGCGUUGGGAAGGCUUUCAUUACUGCAUUUAGAUCUGGUGCAGUUAUGGGAUUUCUCCUUGCUGCAAAUGGCCUUUUGGUUCUUUACAUUACCAUCAACCUGUUCAAGAUUUACUAUGGUGAUGACUGGGGUGGUCUUUUUGAGGCCAUCACUGGUUAUGGUCUUGGUGGGUCUUCUAUGGCUUUGUUUGGAAGAGUUGGUGGAGGUAUCUAUACUAAGGCUGCUGAUGUUGGUGCUGAUCUUGUUGGCAAGGUUGAAAGAAACAUUCCCGAGGAUGACCCGAGAAAUCCAGCUGUGAUUGCUGAUAAUGUCGGUGACAAUGUUGGGGAUAUAGCUGGUAUGGGAUCUGAUCUUUUUGGUUCAUAUGCUGAGUCAUCCUGUGCUGCUCUUGUUGUUGCUUCCAUAUCUUCUUUUGGGCUGAAUCACGAGUUUACUGCUAUGUUAUACCCUCUCAUCAUCAGUUCUGUUGGCAUCAUCGUUUGCUUGCUCACCACCUUAUUUGCAACUGACUUUUUUGAGAUCAAGGCUGUAAAGGAAAUUGAGCCUGCAUUAAAGAAACAGCUCAUUAUUUCCACUGUGCUAAUGACUAUUGGGAUUGCAAUUGUGAGUUUGAUUGCACUCCCACCUUCCUUCACUAUCUUCAAUUUUGGAGUGCAGAAAGACGUCAAGAACUGGCAGCUAUUCUUGUGUGUUGCUGUUGGUCUUUGGGCAGGGCUUAUUAUUGGAUUUGUGACUGAGUACUAUACCAGCAAUGCAUAUAGUCCUGUGCAAGAUGUUGCAGACUCCUGCAGGACUGGGGCUGCUACUAAUGUUAUAUUUGGCCUUGCCUUGGGAUACAAGUCUGUUAUUAUUCCAAUUUUUGCUAUUGCAGUUAGUAUUUUUAUUAGUUUCAGCUUUGCUGCCAUGUAUGGUAUUGCUGUUGCUGCUCUUGGGAUGCUGAGUACCAUAGCCACUGGAUUGGCUAUUGAUGCAUAUGGUCCAAUCAGUGACAAUGCUGGAGGUAUUGCUGAGAUGGCUGGGAUGAGUCACAGAAUUCGAGAGAGAACUGAUGCCCUUGAUGCUGCAGGAAACACAACUGCUGCCAUUGGGAAGGGGUUUGCAAUUGGUUCUGCUGCACUUGUGUCUCUGGCCCUCUUUGGAGCCUUUGUGAGCCGAGCUGGUAUUUCAACAGUUGAUGUGCUAACUCCAAAGGUUUUUAUUGGUUUGAUCGUGGGUGCAAUGCUUCCUUACUGGUUUUCUGCGAUGACCAUGAAGAGUGUGGGGAAAGCUGCUCUGAAGAUGGUUGAGGAAGUACGCAGGCAAUUCAAUACCAUUCCUGGCUUGAUGGAGGGAACUGCUAAGCCUGACUAUGCUACAUGUGUUAAGAUCUCCACUGAUGCUUCUAUCAGAGAAAUGAUUCCACCCGGUGCACUUGUCAUGCUUACACCCCUUAUCGUUGGGAUCUUUUUUGGUGUAGAAACACUUUCUGGUGUCCUUGCUGGAUCUCUGGUGUCUGGUGUACAGGUUGCCAUCUCUGCAUCCAACACUGGUGGUGCUUGGGAUAAUGCCAAGAAGUACAUUGAGGCUGGUGCAUCUGAUCAUGCAAGAAGCCUUGGUCCAAAAGGUUCAGAUCCUCACAAGGCAGCUGUUAUUGGCGACACCAUUGGGGACCCUCUAAAGGAUACAUCUGGACCGUCACUUAACAUCCUUAUCAAGCUGAUGGCCGUUGAGUCUCUUGUGUUUGCUCCCUUCUUUGCUACACAUGGUGGCUUACUCUUCAAGAUUUAAAAAUUUGAUACAGAAGAGCAUCGUCCAUCAAUUUGCUACAAAUUGCAGAACAAGGGAAAAAAAAAGUCAAUUUACCGUGCCAUGCCUUUUCUUUGUUAAUCUUAACUUGGUUGUCAUGCAGAUUCUAUUUGUUUUUAAAAUCUUUCCCUCCCCAACCCCAAAACAAAUUAUAUUUUGUCUCAUCCGUAGUUUUGAGAUACUUAAUUAGGCUGAAUCUGCUGAGAAAAUUUUCCUUGUAAAGAGGAGGUUGAUGAUGACGACGAUGGUAUUUAAAUCUCUUCUGAGUGGUAUGUUUCUUAGUA
Molecule: messenger RNA, 2673 nt
Organism: Gastrolobium bilobum
Lineage: Eukaryota; Viridiplantae; Streptophyta; Magnoliopsida; Fabales; Fabaceae
Product: pyrophosphate-energized vacuolar membrane proton pump
Exons: 8
Coding region: 74-2371 (765 amino acids)
Biological process (GO): proton transmembrane transport
Cellular component (GO): membrane
Molecular function (GO): diphosphate hydrolysis-driven proton transmembrane transporter activity; inorganic diphosphate phosphatase activity
Source: RefSeq, a predicted model, not a curated record